AUGCCGUUCAAGCUCAAAUCCGACUCUCCGGGUCAUCUUACCGUUGGCCAUGGACUUACCCGAACCUCAACCCAAGUUACCAACGAUGGGCGGACGACGGUACAGUUCCACCGAAGCCCUGGAGAGCUGGCCGCGUGGUUUAAAGGACUACAUGAUAAUUCCGACUGCUCAAGGAAGACUUAUACUCCCCGUAAGGAGAGCGCUACGUCUGCAUCAUUCAAUGAGAAACCCGCCGGCAGCUAUGGGCCCCGGCUGAAUAUCGCCAUUCACAUCGUCGGUUCCAGAGGAGAUGUCCAACCAUUCAUUCCGAUCGCUCAGAUAUUAAGCAAGCCUCCAUUCGGGCAUAGGGUUCGAAUAUGCACACAUCCUGUGUUCAAAGCUUUUAUAGAAAGCAAGGGGUUGGAGUUCUUCAGUAUUGGGGGCGAUCCCGAAGCACUAAUGGCUUAUAUGGUGAAGAAUCCAGGCCUGCUACCGAGUCGGGAAAGUUUUAAGGCGGGCGAUAUUUCGAAAAGGAGGAAAGAGAUGGGUCAGAUUAUGCAUGGUGCUUGGCGUAGUUGUAUCGAGGCGGGCGAUGGGAUGGGUGAUAAGGUCACGGCUUCCGACGUAGAAUCGGCAAGCGAUCUAUUUAUUGCGGACGUAAUCAUCGCCAACCCCCCAUCGAUGGCACAUAUCCAUUGCGCCGAAAAGUUGGGCAUUCCUUUUCACAUGGUAUUCACGAUGCCGUGGUCACCGACGCACACGUUUCAUCAUCCGCUCGCAGCUAUGCAAUAUGGCCAAGCUGAGAUUGGUAUGGCCAACUACUUGUCAUUUAUGAUGAUGGAGCUUUUAACUUGGCAAGGUCUAGGCGACGUUAUCAAUAAAUUCCGAACACGCACCUUGAAAUUGGAUCCCAUUAGUCCAUUAUGGGGCCACCACUUAUUAUCAAGACUUCGCGUACCCUUUACUUACCUCUGGUCCGAAUCAUUAAUACCCAAACCGAAUGAUUGGGGUUCCCAUAUUCGCAUUACUGGCUUUUCCUUCCUACACCAAGCUGCCUCAUAUACCCCACCCUCUGACCUAGUUGAAUUUCUUAAAAAUAGUGACCGCCCUCCUGUAUACAUCGGGUUUGGAUCUAUCGUCGUGGAUGAUCCUCAAGCUUUAACAGACCUUAUAUUCAAAGCAUUAAAGUUGGCUAACAUGCGUGGAAUUGUGUCUAAAGGUUGGGGAGGCAUUGGCUCAGGAGAAGUACCGGAUCAUGUCUACCUCAUCGGAGAUUGCCCCCACGAUUGGCUUUUCGAACGCGUAUCAUGUGUUGUGCACCAUGGCGGAGCGGGUACGACGGCUGCUGGACUUGCCGCAGGUUGUCCGACCGUCGUCAUCCCUUUCUUCGGAGAUCAGCCUUUCUGGGGUCAGAUGAUUGCCCGUGCCGGCGCGGGCCCAGUCCCUAUCCCCUACAAGAAAAUCACGGCGGAAACUCUGGCGGAGAGCAUCACUUUUGCAUUACGACCUGAAGUACAGGCUGCUGCGAAAGAAGUAGCGGCAUCAAUUGGCGAAGAAGACGGAGCUGGUGGCACCGCUAGGGACAUUCAAGAGAGACUGGAUUCCGAAGGCCUGAAAUGUGAUAUUUGUCCCCAUCGACUUGCAAUAUGGCGGCACAAAAAAACCGACGCACAUUUAAGCAGUUUCGCCGCAUAUUUCCUGGUUAACAAAGGGUUCAUCAAGCCUGGUACACUCGAGCUACUUCGCCACAAGCCCUGGUACGUCGACGAAGGCGCGGAAAGUGUCCUCAUAGGCCUUAUCGCCGCAUGUAGCGGCUUCUUCACAGAUAUCGGGUUAGCAACAUCUCACUAUGUGAAGACUUUGAAGUCAGACCCGAAUACCACGCGACGGAGGUCUUCUAUUAUCUUACUAAAGGCAAAUUCACAUUCACAUCUUGGACGUAACGUAUCUCUAGAUCCAUGCCCUCCCGCAGAUCUAACAGCCACCUUGCCUGAUGGAGGAUUUUCCGUAAGACAGCUCGAAAAGCUUGCUCGAAAAAUGGCGCAGAAGCCUGUGAAAUCUUCUAACGAAAUUCCUGGCAGAGCGACCUUCCGUGAGCAGAUUCAAAAAUUCGAGAAUGAGAGGAGAUGGGUGACUCGCGAGAGAAGCGAGCAAAGCCGCGCUCUACACAUCGCCCGCGCAUCUAAACGAUAUGCCGUGGAACUUGGACAUGCUGGAUUGAAAGCACCCGUGGCGACCUUCUAUAAUAUCGCAAAUGGGUUUCGCAAUUUCCCAUCAUACAUAUGUGGUGACGACGACAUGCGGCGGCGGGACGAGAUACGAGGAUUUAAGAGUGGCUUUAAGGUGGCUGGCAAGGAGUUCGUGCUCGGUUACUACGAAGCUUUCACUGGUGUUGUCCUGAAGCCGUACCAAGGUGCGAAAAAGGAGGGCGUGAAGGGUCUUGGCAAGGGCUUCCUCAGGGGUACCUACGGAUUACUUGGAGGAAUCGGGGGAGGAUCGUUCGGCCUGGCGGGCUACACACUCAAAGGCAUUGAAAAAGAGUUCUCCAAACACCGACUAACCGAGCUCAAAGCCGAAAUCCUAUUAAUCAGAUUCCGACAAGGCCUCGAGGACUGCUGGCAAGCAACAGAAGAAGAGAAGCGCGAAGUUAUAGAUCGCUGGACAUCACUGCAUAGAACAGACUCCCGCGCGGAACAAUAG
Annulohypoxylon maeteangense is the source of this 2679-nucleotide messenger RNA. RefSeq lists its product as uncharacterized. The record is from RefSeq and is a predicted model, not a curated record. Gene Ontology annotation, molecular function: hexosyltransferase activity; UDP-glycosyltransferase activity. The transcript is spliced from 3 exons. NCBI's taxonomy places the organism in Eukaryota, Fungi, Ascomycota, Sordariomycetes, Xylariales, Hypoxylaceae. Bases 1 to 2679 code for a protein of 892 amino acids. Gene Ontology annotation, biological process: carbohydrate metabolic process.